Messenger RNA from Apiotrichum porosum, 1695 nucleotides. RefSeq lists its product as uncharacterized. The transcript has 6 exons. Gene Ontology annotation, biological process: N-glycan processing. The record is from RefSeq and is a predicted model, not a curated record. Gene Ontology annotation, molecular function: protein binding. Bases 1 to 1695 code for a protein of 564 amino acids. Gene Ontology annotation, cellular component: glucosidase II complex. Lineage: Eukaryota; Fungi; Basidiomycota; Tremellomycetes; Trichosporonales; Trichosporonaceae.
AUGAAGCUCGUGCCGACUCUAUUCUCCCUCCUGGCGGUCCUCGGGGCCGCCUCGGCAGGAGACGUCCGUGGAGUCGACCCAGCAGUGGCUGCGCGCUAUGUCCCUUCUGCCGAGGGAACAUUUGCUUGCCUCGACGGCUCGAGCGUCAUCCCCUUUAGCGCCGUCAACGACGACUACUGCGACUGCGCGGACGGCUCAGACGAGCCCGGCACGUCUGCCUGUGAGGGCCGCUCAGCCGCGUACUUCUUCUGCUGGAACCGCGGCCAUAUCCCUGGCAAGGUCCUGGCCAGCCGCGUCAACGACGGUAUCUGCGACCCCGAGUGCUGCGACGGCUCGGACGAGUGGGCGUCGGGUGCUUGCCCCGACCGCUGUGCCGAGAUCUCAAAGGUGCACAGGGAGAAGGUGGAUGCGGAGCAGAAGACACGUCGUACCGGUGCCAAAAUCCGCUCGACGUACGUCAGCUUUGCCCAGAAGGAGAAGACACGUCUGGAGGAGGAGCUCGCUGCCAAGCGGGCAGAGGUUGCCGACAAGGAGCUCGAGGUCGAGGAGGCCAAGGCCGCUCUUGACAGGGCCGAGUCACAGAGCCGUGACGCUAUUGAGCGUAAAAAGCAGUCGCCUCUGUACCAGUCGGUCGAGAAGCACCGUGACGUCGUGAAGCGCCUGAAGACCGACGUCGAGCUGCUCAAGGACGACCUCAAGACUGUCCUGGACCUUCUCGAGGAGCUGUCAAAGGGCUACAACCCUAACGGCCAGGACAUGGCCGUCAAGCACGCCGUAAUCAACUACAAGGAGCUCAUCGGCCGUGUGGAGGUGCCGGAGACACCAAAGGAGGGCGUGGAGGGCGAGGAAGCCAAUGCCGAGGCUCAGGUCGAGGGUGGCGAGCCCGAGGCGGCUGCAGCCAAGCUUAACCACAUCCGCAACCCGGACGGCGAGAUCCCCAACUGGCAAGUUGACGAUGUCCUCCGCCAAGACCUUGAGGGCUUGCUCGUUUCGAACGACGGUGACGACGACGACGACGAGGAUGGGCUCCUCUACCGCCUCGAGGAGUACAUUCCCGACUCGAUGUUUGAGUACUACGACACCGCGCGUGAAGCCAUCGUGUCCUGGCUUACCGACUUUGGUGUCAUCAAGCGGAAACAAGUUGCUGCGGACGGACCUCACGUCGCUACCGCUCGCGACAAGCACAGGGCCGCCGAGCGCUCCUUGACCGACACCAGGUCUCGCAUCCGUGACAUUGAAACCACUUUGGACCAGAUCUCGACCCAGAAGCAUUACGGUCCGCAGGGCGAAUGGAAGAAGCUCGACGGCACCUGCAUCGACACGGUGGCCGGUGACUACACGUACGAGCUGUGCUUCUUUGGCGGCGCAAGGCAAAAGAGCAACAAGGACUCGUCGUCCAACUCGCUCGGCAGCUUUGCCGGCUGGAACACUGAGGGUGAGCGCGGCUCGUACGGCUACUACACCAAGCAGCGGUACCGUAACGGUGCCAAGUGCUGGAACGGCCCUGAGCGCGCCGUCAACGUCGAGCUGUCGUGCGGCACCACCAACGCCAUUCUGUCCGUCACCGAGCCUGAAAAGUGCGAGUACAAGUUCAAGGUCACGACCCCUGCGCUGUGCUGGCCUCUUGAGGGCGACAAGCCUGCUCCCAAGGCCCAGGCCGCACAGGCCCAGGACGCCGUCAAGGACGAGCUGUAG